AUGUUGAAUUUUUUAAAUUCAAUUCAAACUCUACUAGUUUUGUAGUUUGCCUUAAACUUUAAACAAGUAAAUUAAGAGAGUCAUCUGAUGCUGAGGCUAACUCCAUAUUAAAUCUUAAUAUGCUAAUUUUCUACAGAUCAUUUAUAGCAUUACCCAGAUUUCCUAAGGCUACUUCAUCUAUUUUAUCACUUUUAGGAAACUUCAAAUUUAAUUCUUCAAUUUAUUUAUUUUGCGCAAUUAUUUUUGAUAGAUUUAUAACUGAUUCUUUUUCUAUAGAAUAAAGCCCUAAAAAUUUUAGGACUAAGCUAAUAAGAUUUUAGUGAUUUGCUAUUGAAUUAAUUAUUUAGCUAACUUAUUCAGAGCUAAAAUAUUCAAAUUUGUUACAAGAAUUAAAGAAAAGUUUUAUUUUUUGGAGUUAAUUUUAGUUUUGAAUAAAAUUAGUUAGUUCUUUUACAUUUGAUAUUCCCUUUCCCAAAGAAUCUAUUUAAAGGUCUAUUACUUUAAGUUGGUUAUAUUCAGGAAUUAUUUUAGUGA
Tetrahymena thermophila SB210 is the source of this 534-nucleotide messenger RNA. RefSeq lists its product as hypothetical. The transcript has a single exon. Lineage: Eukaryota; Ciliophora; Oligohymenophorea; Hymenostomatida; Tetrahymenidae. The record is from RefSeq and is a predicted model, not a curated record.